Messenger RNA from Humulus lupulus (European hop), 1937 nucleotides. RefSeq names its product ferrochelatase-2, chloroplastic. Gene Ontology annotation, molecular function: protoporphyrin ferrochelatase activity. The transcript has 10 exons. Gene Ontology annotation, biological process: heme biosynthetic process. Bases 108 to 1640 code for a protein of 510 amino acids. The record is from RefSeq and is a predicted model, not a curated record. NCBI's taxonomy places the organism in Eukaryota, Viridiplantae, Streptophyta, Magnoliopsida, Rosales, Cannabaceae.
CCCAUCCACCAUGGCCGAUUCAUUCCGUCAUUUCCUUUCACUGGUUUCAGUCCUCGUCCGUACUGCUACUAUUACCUCUCUCCUUGGGCCUCGAUUCCACUUCUUCCAUGGCUGAAUCCAUAGCAAUGCUUCCAUGGAGUAUCUCCUCCACUGCUCCCCUGGACCAUCAUCUUCAUCACCAUCGAGUGAUGCUUAGGGCAAAUUGUAGCUCUCAGAAGCUCGAACGCUGUUCUGGAACUUGUACUGAUGCCAGCUUUUCUAGAUUGAGCUCGACUCAGUCUUCCAUAGUGUUCUCCAACUCUAAGAGAUCGAGGCUAAAGUGCUUUCCGCCAUUGAAUGUUUUGGUGGAUUCAGAGAGUCAAACUGUUCCCGCUAAGCCGCUUAUCGGGAAUGAUAAGAUUGGGGUUUUGUUGCUCAAUCUUGGAGGUCCUGAGACUCUCGACGAUGUUCAGCCUUUUCUGUUUAAUCUCUUUGCUGAUCCGGAUAUCAUUCGACUGCCAAGAUUAUUUCGCUUUCUUCAAAAGCCCUUGGCACAAUUCAUUUCCGUCUUCAGGGCACCCAAGAGCAAAGAGGGCUAUGCUGCAAUUGGUGGUGGUUCUCCUCUUCGACGGAUAACUGAUGCUCAGGGUGAAGAGUUGAAGAAGGCCCUUUGGUCUAAAGAUGUCCCAGCUGAUGUGUAUGUGGGUAUGCGAUAUUGGCAUCCUUUUACUGAAGAAGCCAUAGAACAGAUUAAAAAAGAUGGGAUAACAAAGCUUGUUGUCUUACCGCUUUAUCCUCAAUUUUCAAUAUCAACUAGUGGUUCAAGUCUUCGACUGUUGGAGAGUAUAUUCCGGGAGGAUGAAUAUUUAGUCAACAUGCAGCACACGGUAAUACCUUCCUGGUACCAGCGUGAAGGCUACAUAAAGGCAAUGGCAAAUUUGAUCGAGAAGGAACUAAAAGGUUUUGAAUCCCCUCAGAAGUGUGUGAUAUUCUUUAGUGCACAUGGAGUUCCACUUGCAUAUGUAGAAGAGGCUGGGGAUCCAUACAAGGCAGAGAUGGAAGAAUGUGUAGAUCUGAUAAUGGAAGAAUUAGAAAAAAGAAGCAUAAACAAUCCAUAUACUCUGGCAUAUCAGAGCAGAGUUGGACCUGUGGAAUGGUUGAAACCCUAUACGGAUGAGACAAUAAUUGACCUUGGGAAAAAAGGAGUGAAAAAUCUGCUUGCAGUGCCAAUUAGCUUUGUGAGUGAACAUAUUGAAACUCUAGAAGAGAUUGAUGUUGAGUACAAAGAAUUAGCCCUAGAAUCUGGUAUAGAAAACUGGGGUCGCGUUCCUGCAUUAGGAUGUGAACCCACCUUUAUUUCAGAUUUGGCAGAUGCUGUAAUCGAGUCCCUCCCAUAUGUUGGAGCUAUGGCUGUAUCUAAUAUCGAAGCUCGACAGUCUUUGGUUCCACUUGGUAGUGUGGAAGAGUUAUUAGCAGCAUAUGAUUCACAACGGAGAGAACUACCGCCACCGGUCACUGUGUGGGAAUGGGGUUGGACCAAAAGCGCAGAAACUUGGAAUGGGAGAGCUGCUAUGCUGGCAGUGCUUGUUUUGUUGGUGCUAGAAGUCACCACCGGGGAGGGGUUUCUUCACCAAUGGGGUAUUAUGCCGUUCUUUCAUUGAAUCAAAUCUCUUUUAAUUGCUAUAAAUUUUUUCUUCUAUUAUUCUAUAUAAACACGAGUUAUUGGAGGCUUGUAAAGUUUUCUCUUUUCAGAUAAAAAUGUCUGUAUUCAUACCAGUGACUUCUUUCAUACAUAUGUAGUAUGUUGGUUACCCAGGCAUUGUUUAUGAUGCUUACAUAAUAUCUAAUUUAGGUAGUUUUUAGGUGAACCACUAGUGUUGGUCAGGAGGAUAAAAUAUGUAUUCAUGAAUAAAUAAUAGCAGCAUAUGAAUAUAUAUAUUGAGAGGUUUUUGUGUUUU